AUGAACUCAAAACAAGUAAGCGAAAGUCAAGUAGUCGGAAGUUCGUCGGAUUCGGAUGAUGAGAAUGGUACUAAUGAUGGAUAUGAUUUGGAAACGUGCAUUGAAGAAUGUGGUGGAAUUGAAAAAUUCUUCAAAUCGCCGACAAUUAUAUUGUACAACCGGAACUUACAAAAUCAAACUGAUCUUGAAAAUUAUAUUCUGGAGCAUCUACCUGACUACAAGGACAACAUAUGCUUAUUUCCUGGCGUGAAAGGCUCCGACGAAUACAAACAGAAAAUCAAUGGAUUAUAUCGCUCAUAUCGAUCAAAAUCGACCAGUUCAACAAUUUUAUUCAAAGGGAGUUCAUCAAAAUCAACACCAGCGCAGCAAAUAUUGAUGAAGAAUAAAAAUAUGUAUCUAUAUGUGGAUGCCGUAAUGAAAAAUAAAAUAUCCAAGAUGAAGAAAAUUAAAGUUCGUAAAGGCACAGGAGACCAGAAAAAUGUCGGUAACCUCGACAAUAAUACCGAUGACGAAUCUGAGGACUGCGGUGUUUCGAUACAAUGCAUACAAAAGCCUCACGGUUCACCUGGUUGCAGUUCAAGAGCAUCUCUGAAUUGGAAGGGCGGGUCAAAAAAUUGUGGCUUCUACAGACUUUUCGACAAACAACAAGAGGUGAAAGAAUGCGUCAGUAGUGUACUAAGCUACGGUCGUGAUCAUGGAGUUCUCUUAUCUGGCGUACAAUUAAAAGCACUAUUCGACAUUCAAAACGUUGAAAUUACUAAGAGUAGAGCUAAUGAUAUCGUUCAAUUGAUUUCCACCUGUGUGGAUGUUAUCAUAAAUCCACACUUUGUAACACCAACAGCUAAAGGACCAAUCUACGAAAUUAGUCCAGAUAACAAACUAAUUGAAAUAUAUCCAACAAGACCUGUACCGGUUCCAAGUUCAAUAUUAGAAAGUCUUAAAAAGGUCAAAGAAAAUGAACAGCUUGUCAAAUACCCAUCCAAUCGUACCACGAGUAAUAAUGAAACUUUUCUUUCUCGUUUCCAGUUUGUUGAAAUGGUGAAUAGUCAACAAACUUUGCUUUUUGUCGACAAGAAUAAUGCUGAUACAGAUAAACCUGCUGAUAGUGCACAAACAGAACGAAACAAAGCAAAACUUAUCGCUGAAAACAACUGUAAUGAGAAUAGUUCCUCAAAGCCUGAGCAAGGUGACUUCAAAAAAACUGGUGAACGUGUUGAAAUCAAUUCUUACAUAAGAAUCGAUAAUGAUGAAUUGAACCAAAACAUCAUUGAAAAUCAUAAUAUCUCAUCAUCGUACGGUCCAAUGAAUGAACUUGAAAACGACAACUACCACGAAAACUUCAAUAAGAAUAUUCCCCGCAGUUCGACGCCCAUCAAACAACAGAAAAAACAUCUGACGCCAUGUGUGUCAAUGGAUACUGAUCAAAAUGAGUCAUCUACGGCAGCUAAUCUGGAUGAUCAAGCUUCAUCGGAAGUGGAAGCUUUGCCUCACGCACCUUGCAUUGGUUCAGUAGUUGACGAAAACAAAGGGAAACAAGUCGGAGUUGCGUCAACUUCACCAUUUUCGAAAUUAAAAGGCACCGCAAGUGAACAAGCAUCGACAACUUCCGUCUCCACCUCCAACGCUUUCCAUCAUUCAGAUACAUGUGAAGAAGUAUCUCGACAUCCAAGCACAAAGCAACAAGGAACAUCACGAAAAUUGCAUGAAAAAAAGCAAACUAAGAGCACUGCAUCUAGUCGAAAGAAACCCGAAUCUAAUGAACGUCGUCGUUCUUCAUUUGGUUUACGUCCAACAACCAAAAAGAAGAGACAACAAAAGUGCGCCACUCCAUCUUUGAAACGAAAGUCGGAUCAGCAAAACAAAGACUUAGUCACAUUCGAUAUAUCGCCAAAAAAGAGAAAAUUGCGUGAAAAUGAAGCGUCUUCAGUUGUUCUUAUUGCCAUUCUUUUCUUGUUCAUUGCUAUGAAUCCGAAGAAAAUAUCUAAAACUGGUGACACUCCAGCACUUCCUGUUUUGUCGCAACCUUCAUCAAUAUCAUCGCUUAGUUCUCAUUCAACGCCACAAAAUGAUACGCUGACUCAAACACAAUCGCUGCAGCUAGAGUAUAAAGAUUCGAACCCGCUUCGCCAACAACAGUAUCAAGAUACAUAUCCACAGCAAUCGCAACUGCAGGUUUUGUCACAAGACGAAUGGAAUUUAAUACUGUCCUUUCGAAUGAUGAAGAAUUUGACAGUUUUACCAUCGUGCCAACUACCAUUUUCAGUGCAUCAUCAAACUAAUCAUUCAACUUUGUCAGCAAGGAUUUUCCCACCUUCUCAAUCAGAUGAUCAAGAAUCAACGUCGAUGAUUGUAGGAAUACCGUCAUUUUCGGUUAAUGUUCCAUCAUUCUCAUCAUCAGUCGAUACAGUGUCAUGUCCACCUAUACCAAUCCCAACCAAUAUUCCAUUUUCAGCAGCAGCAUCACUUUCAAUAACUAUUUCACCACCAACAUCAUCAUCAGCAGCCUCAACAAUUUCGUUAUUACCAUUACCUCAUCACAACGAUUCAUUCGCACUACAGUUUCAGUCGCAAAUUUCUACUUCAGCAGAAACAAUCGUUACAUCGUCGUCAAAUCAGUCAAAAGGUUCAAACCAGUAUUCCUCGGCGUCUUCUCAUUGUCAUCAAUUAUCUGAUUCGAAUGCACCAAUAACAUAUAACUAUGAUUCGUUAUCAAAAGGACCGCUUGUACAGUUGCUCGAUCCAACGAAACCAUAUACGAUUGGCGACGCGUUGAAAGUUGGAGGGCGUGUUUUGACAUCCGAUAUUUCAUCGAUGAAAUACUGGGUUGAAGACGAUAUAACAAUUGCAGAAACGGCCGCAGGUGGUCAUAUAUUACACAUGGGUGGAUAUUCAUAUCUUAUUAGAAAUCAUGGGAAGAAUUUUACUGCUUGGGAGUGCCAACACAGACGUAAGCAGCACUGUUCAUCAAUUGUUAUUCGAUCUUCGGAUCCAACCAUCAAAAAUUAUUUUCGUAUAUAUUCGAUCCAAGGCGAACAUAUUCAUGAAUCCUCUCCAGAGCAUAUCGAAAUACGCACGUUUAAAGAACGCAUUCGAGAUCGUUGUCGUGAUGAACUGUCUUCACCAAGAAAGAUUUAUGAAGAUGAACUGUUGAAAGGGAAGUACUCCACCGAAAUGCUGGCGCUACUACCCACUUUCUAUAACAUGCAUUCUCACUUAUAUCGAAUCAGACUGCAACAUCUGCCAACAUCUCCAACUGACCAUGUGUUUGUUCUACACCCAGGAUUUACUACUACAGAUAAAGGAGAAAGGUUCUUACUCUAUGAUUCGAUGGCUGUUGACGUGUCCGACACUCCUGUGCCAGCAGAAAUUGGUCGUUUAUUGAUUUAUUCCAGCGAUCUACAGCUCAGCGUUCUAUCAAAGUCUCUUCGUGUGGGUAGCGAUGGAACUUUCGCAACAGCUGCUCAAAUCAGUCAACAAAACUACGUUUUGAUGGGCGACGUCGAAGAAACACAUGCAGUACCGUUAGUUUUUUGUUUAUGUGAACGCAAAACGUAUGAAACAUAUCAACUGAUAAUAAAAAUCUUGAAAAACGCUAUGGCAAAUUUGAAGCUGGUGUGGAAUCCACACUAUUGGAUGAGUGAUUUUGAAGGUGGAUUAAUCCGGGUUAUCAAGGAAGAGUUUCCUGAAACAGAAAUACUGGGCUGCACGUUUCAUUAUUGUCAAGCAAUAUAUCGUAAUAUACAGAGCAACGGUUUGCAGGAAUCAUACCAAAAUAUCGAUAAAGUUCAGCAAAUCUUUCGACAUAUUAUGGCAUUGGCAUUCAUACCAUAUGAGCAAAUUAGAAAAGUUUAUUUUGAAGUAAUUAAACCGGAAUUGAAUGCCAUUCCUGCGAAACCAGUUUUUCUUCGUCAAAACAUACGAUUGUUUUUCAAAUAUUUUGAGUCGUAUUGGUUAAAACGAAUUGAUCAAUUCUGCGUAUUUGACUAUCCAACCCGCACCAAUAAUGGAUUAGAGGGUUAUAACAACAAAAUGACCGCACAAUUAAAUGCUCACCCACACUUAUACAGAUUACUAGUCUGGUUUGAAAAAGAAGAAUUGCUCGUACAGCAAAUAGUUGCUAAACUGAAUUUCAAUCAACCGGUUUAUAAACGGAAGCAAACUGCUUUGACGAUUCUUAUCAAUGACUCUUUACAGUCUUUAUGGGACGACUACAAAGCUGGCAAACUUUCGACUCAGCAGCUUUUAUUUGAGUCAUCAAAAUGGGUGGCGAAAAAACUUUAA
Messenger RNA from Adineta ricciae, 4281 nucleotides. Lineage: Eukaryota; Metazoa; Rotifera; Eurotatoria; Adinetida; Adinetidae. The record is from the annotation of a GenBank genome assembly.